GCAUUACUAUGGAAGCAAAACAGGCCAUAGACCCUCCUAAAGAGAAUCUAUAUGUUUAUACCAAGUCUCUCACCAUCAAGAUACCAAGUUCUGGCAACAACCCAGGUAAGGGGGUUCUGAUUAAUACUUUUGCUUCAAAUACAGAUUCUAUACCUCAGAACUUUGCAGCAUUUUCCAUGAAAUUGUCUCCAAAUAACUCUCCUGCACUCAUCUCUCCUCCAUCCUCAGCAUUUGUCUCAGCAUUACAAUCACCUUAUAUUUCUCCCAGGGCCACCUUAGUUGCAAAUCAGCCAGCAGAAAAACCGAUAGUUCUAGCCACACUCUUCCAUCCCUCCCCACAACCAUCAUAUGGUGGUUCGCAGUCGGACAAUGUGCCUAGCACCUCCUACACUCCACCUCUAGAAAGAUAUGAUUUUUCAGGUAAACCUGCAGGCAAAAAGCACAAGGUUAUUACCCGUGUUCCUGUCUUGGGACAGGAUACAGAUCCUCGAAUUUUAUUUUCAUUUCCUGUCCCUCGGAUUUCAUUUGCAAAAGCCACCAUCUCACCGGCUUCCAAUGCCAAAUUAAGGAGCUUUGAUGUGUACAUAGGAUACCAUGGAUGGAACCCAAAUUUAGUAAGGUUUUGUAAGUGGGUUAAGUCAGAGCUUGAGCUUCAAGGAAUUGCUUGUUUUGUUGCAGACAGAGCAGCGUAUGCAGAUAACCAAAGUCAUGAAAUUGUUGAUAGAGUUAUUUGUUCAGUAACCUUUGGUGUUGUGAUCAUCACCAAUUAUAGCCUCUUUAACCAUAUGAGCCUGGAAGAAGUAAGGUUCUUUGCGCAGAAGAAGAGCUUGAUUCCCUUGUUCUUUGAUAUGGAUGCCACUGAAGUUGCUAGUCUUGCAAAUCAUCAUUCUGAAAACAAGAAAUUUGAAGACUCAUUGGAUGCAGUAUUAAAGUUCCAUGACCAUAAAUUGGAGGCAAAUAAGGAUAAUUGGAGAAGCUGUAUAUCAAAAGCAGCAGGGAUUUUGAGGGACAGGCUUGGGAGAAGAGUAGCUGAUAAGAAUACAGAAGGGUUAGAGGAGUUUCCCUUUCCAAGAAAUAAAUAUUUUGUAGGAAGAGAGAAAGAAAUUUUGGAAAUUGAGACAAAAUUCUUCGGCUGUGGGGAUUCUUUUCAGGACGAAAGUCCCAUACCAAAUGUUAAAGGAGGAACUCCGGGACAAUCCCAAGGCCUUGCAGACAAUCAAAGCAAGGAAAGACAUAAAGAGACUUGGGUAGAACCAGUGGUAGGAAGUUCUCUAAAAGGACCCAAAUACAGAAGAUCAAAGAGUGAGAAGGAUAAGAGCUUUCAGAACAGUGUGGUAUGCAUUAAUGGAUUGCCAGGUGUAGGAAAGACAGAGCUUGCUUUGGAAUUUGCAUAUAGAUAUUGCCAGCGGUACAAGAUGGUUUUCUGGGUAUGCGGAGAAGCUCAGUAUUUUCAACAGAAUGUAUUGAAACUGUCUCUUAAUCUAGGCUUGGAUGUUAGUGCAGAUGGAGAGAAGGAAAGAGGUAGGAUAAGAACUUUUGACCAGCAGGAGUCUGAAGCAUUCAAGAGAGUGAAAAGGGAGAUGUUCCAAGACAAGCCUUAUCUACUGAUUAUUGAUAAUCUAGAGACAGAAGAGGAGUGGUGGGAUGGAAAAGGUUUGCAUGAUCUAAUACCCAGAAACACUGGCGGUACCCAUGUUAUCAUCACAACAAGGCUUUCCCAAGUAAUGAACUUUGAUACCAUGAAAAUUCAGCCAUUGCAUGCAUCUGAUGCAAUGAUAUUGAUUCAAGGGAGACAGAUAAAGGAGUACCUGGUUAGAGAGGUAGAAAUUCUUCAGAGAUUUGUUGAAAAACUGGAGAGCUCAAGUUUUGGAUUGUGGAUAGUUGGUUCCCUGCUGACCGAGCUUGCAAUUUCUCCAUCUACUCUAUUUGAAGCUGUGAACCAAAUGCCACUUGAAGACAUAACUAGCUACUCUAGUUUGAGCAUUGAUGAUAAAAAGUUCUGCAGAACCAAUCCUUUUUUGAUGAAAACACUGGCUUUUUGUGCAACCAUCUUGCAACAAAUGACUGCUAGAGAGAAUUUCCUUGCUACAAGAAUGCUUCAGGUUGGGUCCUGGCUUGCCCCAGCUCCCAUCUCAGUCAACUUACUAGCUGCUGCAGCAAAUAAAAUGCCCACCCCCAGAAAAAGGUUCACGAAUUGGACAAACUGCAUAAAACGUACCCUCCUUAAUUGCACAAAACAGUGUCUAACAUGUCAAAAAUGGAAGAGUGAGGAAGAAGCAGCCUUACUGUUAGUUAGGUUUGGUCUCGCAAGGAGAGCUAAUAGGAAGCCUGGAUGCUGGAUUCAGCUCCAUCCCAUUACACAAAUAUUUGCAAAAAGAAAAGACGGGUUAGCUGCAGUCAAAGCCACUCUCCAAGGAGUAAGAAGUAGUGGGAACCUGCAAAUUGAUUCAGACCACCUGUGGGCCUGCGUUUUCCAUGUAUUUGGGUUCAAAUCUGAGCCCCCAAUAGCCCAGCUCAAGGCAAUCGAUAUGGUUCUCUUCAUUAGGAAUACAUUUCUACCUUUGGCUAUCAAUGCUUUCACAACUUUCUCAAGAUGCCGCAUAGCCUUGGAGCUUUUGAAAGGCUGCACAGAUGUCCUUGAAGAAGUGGAGAGAUCAUUUGCAUCCCAAAUACAGGAUUGGUAUCAUGGCUCUCUUUGCUGGAAAAAGAAGCCGCAAUCCAACCAAAGGGUGGAUGAAUACAUGUGGCAGGAGGUGACAUUGUUGAAAGCCACACUGCUCGAGACCAGAGCAGAGUUGUUGCUGAGAGGAGGACACUUCGAUAGCAGCGAGGAACUAUGCAGAAGCUGCAUAAAUAUCAGGACGGUGAUGCUUGGCCACAACCAUGCUCAAACAUUAGCUGCUCAACAAACAAGAGCACUACUUGAAACAUGGAACAAGUCACAAUAUUGAGUACAGUUUGUAUUAAACCUAUCACCCAAUUCUGGGAAAAAGCUUGAAUCUUAAAACACAUUCCAAUAC
Molecule: messenger RNA, 3020 nt
Organism: Ipomoea triloba (trilobed morning glory)
Lineage: Eukaryota; Viridiplantae; Streptophyta; Magnoliopsida; Solanales; Convolvulaceae
Exons: 2
Coding region: 9-2951 (980 amino acids)
Biological process (GO): signal transduction; recombinational repair
Molecular function (GO): ATP hydrolysis activity; ADP binding
Source: RefSeq, a predicted model, not a curated record